AUGCAACAGCAACAGGAGGCCAUCGUUCGACUCCAAAGGGACCUCAGCGAUGCGCUGGCACCGGAUCCGGAUAGAGUUUCUGACCAGGUUAGAAGGGAAGUCGAGGUCGGUGAGAGCCAGGACAGGCCGAUCGACGAGCAGUCUGAUGUAGUAAGAAUGCUCGAAGCCUUGACUAAACGAAUGGACUCCAACGAGAAAAAAGUGGAUGACUACAAUUCUCGGGUGGAUCAAAUUUCGGGAGCACCUCCAAUCCUCACCGGACAAGAAACAAAAUACAUAGUCAGGAGACCUUUCCCUCCCAGUGCGACACCGAAGCUGAUCCCAAAGAGGUUCAAAAUGCCAGAUAUACCGAAGUACGACGGAACCACCGACCCUCAAGAGCAUAUCACCGCAUAUACGUGUGCCAUUGCCGGCAAUGAUCUCGAGGACGAUGAGAUCGAAUCAGUGAGUUUGAAGAAGUUCGGUGAGACCUUAACCAAAGGGGCGAUGCAGUGGUACUGUUCACUACCCCAGCACUCCAUCCCCUCCUUCGAGUUACUUGCGGAUGCCUUCGUAAAGGCUCACGCAGGGGCACGUAAGGUGCAAGCACGGAAAGCGGAUAUAUUCAAAAUCUUUCAAAGGGACGAUGAGCGGCUUAGGGAGUUCGUUACUAGAUUCCAGCGGGAGAGAAUGUUGUUACCCCCGGUCCCUGACGAAUGGGCCACCCAAGCAUUCACAAAGGGGCUCAACUCAAGGAGUUCCAACGCUUCCAAUAAAUUGAAGGAAAACUUGUUGGAAUUCAGUGCUACGACUUGGGCUGAUGUGCAUAAUAGGUACGAGUCGAAAAUCAGGGUAGAGGAUGAUCAGCUUGGGCUUCCACCAGGUCCGGUAAACCGGGUGAGGGGUGAUAAAUCGAAGAGGACGUUUGAACCGGAGUACAAUCCACCGGACAGGUACCACCCUUACCCGUCUAUGAGGCCUGGUUUCAGAUCCGAGAAAAGCAGGACCAACUCCGGUAAUCGAGGAGACAGGCGCGUCGACCGCGGGGACAGACGGAUUGAUCGAGGCACGUCAAGCAGGGGUCUCCAAUACAAAACCAACUUUGCGACGACCUCGCAUCUAGGAGAAAAUCCGAGGUUAUCAGAAUAUAACUUCAAUGUCGACCCCUCGACCCUGGUAGCAGCAAUUGGAAAGAUAGAAGGUGUGACACGGCCAAAGCCUCUCCGAACUGAUCCCUCCCAACGGGACCCGAAGUUGAUAUGUGACUACCACGGUACCCACGGGCACCGGACCGACGAUUGCAGAGGUUUACGGGAUGAAGUGGCCCGGUUGCUCAAAAACGGACACCUAAGAGAAUUUUUGAGUGAACGGGGGAAGAACAACUACAAGAACAGAGAAGCCGAUAGAAAAGCUGAGAAGGAAGAACCCCAGCAUGUGAUCAACAUGAUCAUUGGCGGGGUCGAGAUACCACGAGGACCUAUCCUGAAGAGAACAAGAUUCUCUAUCACGAGGGAAAAAAGGAGCAGGGACUAUGUACCGGACGGAUUCAUUUCGUUCAAUGACGAGGAAGUCGAAGGCAUCACUCAGCCUCACAACGAUGCCCUGGUAAUCUCUGUACUUAUUUAUAAAACUCACGUUAAGCGUAUCUUAAUUGAUCCAGGUAGCUCGGCAAAUAUCAUCCGAUGGAAGGUCGUCGAACAGCUCGACAUGUUAGAUCAAAUCAUACCGACAGCCAGGAUCUUGAACGGGUUCAAUAUGGCCAGUGAAACCACCAGGGGAGAAAUCACACUGCCCGCGAGUAUAGCCGGGGUUGUGCAACACACCAAGUUCUAUGUCAUUGACGGGGAAAUGAAAUACAACGCCCUAUUUGGGAGGCCGUGGAUACACAUGAUGAAGGCAGUACCGUCAACAUUGCACCAGAUGCUGAAGUUUUCGACCCCCGAUGGGAUAAAGAUCAUACGGGGGGAACAACCCGCCGCCAAAGAAAUGUUCGCAGUUGAGGAAGCCGUACCGAAUGGGCCGAAGGCAGAUACAGAUGGCCGCGCCAAUGCCUUGGGUACAAGCGAAGGGACCAAAUAG
Molecule: messenger RNA, 2058 nt
Organism: Lycium ferocissimum
Lineage: Eukaryota; Viridiplantae; Streptophyta; Magnoliopsida; Solanales; Solanaceae
Exons: 1
Coding region: 1-2058 (685 amino acids)
Source: RefSeq, a predicted model, not a curated record